AUGGCUACCCCCAGUGUCCUUACUUUUGAUGCUGAGGGCCGUGCCGUUGACUUGGAGGUCUGGGUCGAUGACCUCCAGCUGUUUCUCCAGUGCAAUAGGGCAUACGGACUCUCUCUGCUCGAUCUCACCUCUGGUGUCACUCCUCCCCCGCUUGCCACUGCUAACACCACUGUUCGCUCACAGUGGGCCACACGCGAUGCUGAUGCUCACCUUGCUGUGCGUCGCCACUUACCGACCACUUACGUGCACACUUUAGCCAUCACCCGGCUCCCUGACUCUCUUCGCAUAGUUAGGAACCACUUCCUGUCAGUUUGCCCCACCACUCUCACCGUUGGCCUCCUCGAGAAGGGCCUCCUAGCAGCAAAGAAGAGCAUAGUCGCUGUAGGAGCCUCUCGUGGUGACCCUCGCACCCGCGUCUUUGAGGGGUGUUCCCCCUCCCCCCUCUUGCCCUCUGCUGCUGCGGCCGACCUCGUUGGCUUCGAGUCAGUCGGCGCUGCGUCUGCCCCUAGUAGGAGACGCCGCACCGGCAAGGGCAAGGGGGGCAAGGGCGCUGGAGGGGCUGGCGGGGGCGGUGGAGGUGGUGGUGGAGGCAGUGGAGGGGGUGGGGGUGGUGGUGGGAGUGGUGGCGGGGGUGGAGGUGUCAAUGGCAGCAGUGGAGGCGGAGGAGGCGGCGGCGGAGGCGGAGGGAGCGGAGGCGGCGGAGGUGGUGGGGGCGGCGGAGGCAGCGGAGGUGGGGGAGGCGGCGGCGGCAGCAGUGGACCUGGUCGCAGCUCAGCACAGAGGAGUGGCUCCAGUGGAGGUACGCGCCAGCAGCAGCAGCGCAGUCGUAAGACCCUGUCCCCUAAGCAGCUUCGUGAGUGGUACGCUGCGCGUCAACACGGUGGGGGUACGGGUCCCUGCACCUAG
Closterium sp. NIES-65 is the source of this 906-nucleotide messenger RNA. Lineage: Eukaryota; Viridiplantae; Streptophyta; Zygnematophyceae; Desmidiales; Closteriaceae. The record is from the annotation of a GenBank genome assembly.